AUGUCAGGGGAAAUCCCAAUUACAGAAACCAAAAAUUCUUCAGAAGAGUUAACUCUUCAAAUUGCAAAUCUAGUUCGAAAUUCAGAAAAUGUCAUUCUGGGAUUCAAACUAGAUGGGAACAAUUAUCCCUUAUGGUCUCGUCUUAUGAAAGUAGCCAUCGGGAGCAGGGGAAAAUCCAGCCAUAUUACUUGGCAACCACCACCACCACAAGAAACCGAUUCUGACUACUACAAGUGGGAAGAAUCAGAUUUGUCAGUUUUCUCAUGGCUCAUACAAAACAUGGAAGGAAAAUUAGUUACUAAUUUCGCACAACAUCAAACAGCGAAGGCUGUAUGGGACAGCCUAUCGGUGACUUACGGGAGUGGAGCCGAUCCGUUUCAGCUCUACGACUUAGAAGUAAAAGCCAACAAAGUAAACCAGGGUCAACUUACUUUGGAGGAUUACUGGAAUGAGCUUCAAAGAAUUUGGCUCACCAUCGACCGGAGGGAACCGAAUCCUCUCGGCUGCUGUGAGAAAGGAAUCAACAAAUAUAGGGAACUUAUCGCCAAUCGCCGCCUGUACCAAUUCCUCUCCGGAUUGGAUACCAAAUAUGCUGCAAUUAGAAGAGACAUCCUCAAAGAGACGCCCAUUCCCUCAGCCGAAUCGGCGUUCUCAAAAGUUAGACGAGAGGCCGCCCGGCUACAGAUCUUACAACCGGCAACCAACUCCACCGAAAAUACCGGCUCAUCAUCGGGAGAAAUAGGGGCUGGACUCGCUUUCUCCCGCUACCAAUCUGGAACACAAGGCCGACCACCACACGCUGCCGGCACCACCGGCGGCAGAGGUCCCGGCAUAUCAUCAUCAAAAACAAAAGACAAAUCCAAGCUUGUUUGCACUCACUAUGGACUGACGAGGCACACCAAGGAGGGAUGUUUUCGCCUCAUAGGCUAUCCCGAAUGGUGGGAAGCAAAAGGGAAGGCAACGGCCGGCGGUGAUGGCCGAGGAACCGCCGGAUCGGCGGUAGCAGUGGGUAGUGGCGAGAAUUCCGAGAGAGGAGGGGAAGAAAAUGCGACCGGUUACCCGACUGCCGGCGGCUCCGUCAGCGUAGAUGGCAGAGAUGGCCGAAGAUACAACAAUUCGGCUGUUACCGGCGCCUUUGCCGGCGUUAAUGGCCGAACAACCGAGAAUUUUCAUGAAGGCGGAACCAAGGGAGAGAAAGUGGCGUGGGGAAUCGGUCAAAUGGAGGAAAAGGAGUGGAAAUCGGUCAAAGGGAGGCAAGAGGCGCAUGAUUUAGGUAUAGGGUUUGAUGAUUUUUCAUCAAACCCUCCCAUUUUUACCUUAUCUCAUUUUAAGUCCCCUAUUUUCAGUAAAUUACAAAAGAAACCCCAUUCUUUUGAGUCUAGUCCCUCAAGUUUAUGGAAAUCCCAAAAUGAACCCCAUGUUAUUAAAAACAGCCCAACAGUUAUGCCCAACUCAAUUUUUGACCCUAAACUAUCUGAAAAUUCGAAAAUAACCCCUACUGCAUGUCAAGUGUCAAAUAAACAAGUCAGUAGAAAAACAAAUUGGAUUUUUGAUUGUGGGGCUACAGACACUAUGACUUUUGACAAAUCAGAUAUACUUGAGUCAUCAAAAUCCUUUAGAACUCAUGUACAAACUGCUAAUGGUGACUUAACUCAAGUAGUCGGAGCCGGAACUAUAGAAAUCUCCCCAACCUUGCGAUUAUCCAAUUGUCUAUAUGUUCCGUCCCUAUCUCAUAAGUUGUUGUCAAUUAGUCAUGUUACUAAAGAACUCAAUUGUACCAUGCUGAUGCAUCCUCACUUCUGUUUUCUUCAGGAUAUCAGGACGGGGGAGAUUAUUGGGCGUGGUACUGAGAAAAAUGGACUGUACUAUGUGGAUGAGAUUGCUCAAAAAGGCAAUGUGAUGCUGGCUCACGGAACUGCAAACCGGGAUGCUUGGCUUUGGCAUCGUCGGUUAGGACAUCCUUCCACGGGAUACCUUAAACUUUUAUUUCCAAAGUUAAUCCAAAAUGAUACUCUUUCUUGUGAGACUUGUAUCUUAGCUAAGAGUCAUAGACAAUCUUUCAAAUCAAAUGAUACACAAAUGAACUCUAUUUUUUCUUUAGUACAUUCUGACGUUUGGGGUCCUUCACCCGUGGUCGGGGGACAAGGUUUUAAAUAUUUUCUGUUAUUUAUUGAUGAUUGCACUAGGAUGACAUGGGUAUAUUUUUUAAAACACAAAUCUGAAGUUUUUGAAAAAUUUACUCAUUUUCAUACUAUGGUUCAAACUCAGUUUCAGAAAAAUAUUCAAACCCUUAGAACUGAUAAUGGGGGGGAAUUUGUUAAUAAUUCCAUGAAAACAUUUUGUCACAAAAAAGGGAUUAUUCAUCAAACUACUUGUCCCCACACUCCUGAACAAAAUGGAGUUGCCGAAAGAAAAAAACGAAUUUUACUUGAAAUGACUCGUUCUAUGAUGAUUGAGUCUCAUGUUCCCUCCUCGUUUUGGCCUGAGGCCGUGGCAACCUCGGUUUACCUUGUCAACCGUCUCCCUACUAGGACUCUUCAACUUAAAACCCCAUUACAAAAAUUGUCUACCCUGGCCUUCAUACCUCUUGCCCUUACACUUCAACCACGGGUCUUUGGGUGCUCUGUUUUCGUUCAUAUUCCUAAACAUGAACGCACCAAACUCUCUCCUUGUGCAAUCAAGUGUGUGUUUGUAGGAUAUGGGAUUAAUCAAAAAGGAUAUAGGUGUUAUAAUUCCAAAACCCGUCAAAUCAUCACCACCAUGAAUUGUGAUUUCCUUGAAACUGAAUAUUUUUACAAUAACCACCUUACCAGUCAGGGGGGAGAGUGA
Salvia miltiorrhiza (redroot sage) is the source of this 2829-nucleotide messenger RNA. RefSeq lists its product as uncharacterized. The transcript has a single exon. The record is from RefSeq and is a predicted model, not a curated record. Gene Ontology annotation, biological process: DNA integration. Gene Ontology annotation, molecular function: nucleic acid binding. Lineage: Eukaryota; Viridiplantae; Streptophyta; Magnoliopsida; Lamiales; Lamiaceae. Bases 1 to 2829 code for a protein of 942 amino acids.